Messenger RNA from Leucoraja erinaceus (little skate), 2191 nucleotides. RefSeq names its product neuroplastin b (gene nptnb). The transcript has 9 exons. Lineage: Eukaryota; Metazoa; Chordata; Chondrichthyes; Rajiformes; Rajidae. Gene Ontology annotation, biological process: synapse organization; dendrite self-avoidance; homophilic cell-cell adhesion. The coding region runs from base 109 to 1311 and encodes 400 amino acids. Gene Ontology annotation, molecular function: axon guidance receptor activity; cell-cell adhesion mediator activity. The record is from RefSeq and is a predicted model, not a curated record. Gene Ontology annotation, cellular component: axon; plasma membrane; neuronal cell body.
GGUGCGUGAGGAGCGGUGCGGAGCGGGCGGCAGUCGGUCGCGCGGACACACCGAGCCCUGAGCAGCGACGGCCCCGGCUCCGUCCCCUCCCCCGUCCCCCCCAGCACCAUGGCAACGGCUCGCGGCCCUGCUCGCCUCGGCGCCGCUGUGUGCGCGCUCCUCGCGCUCUCACUCCGGCCGGAGCCCGUCCGCGGACAGGGCGCUGGGUUUGUCAAGUCACCCUUGUCAGAAACUAAGCUGACAGGAGAUACCUUUGAGCUGUACUGUGACGUGGUAGGGAACCCCACACCCGAAAUCCAGUGGUGGUACGCUGAGGUCAACAGGGGCGACUCGUUCAUACAACUAUGGAAUGGUGCUCGGAAGCGACGGGUUUCAAUAAACACAGCUUACGGCAGCAAUGGAGUGAGUGUGCUGCGUGUCACUAGGUUGGCCCUGGAAGAUACGGGGACUUAUGAGUGCAGGGCCAGCAACGACCCCAGGCGGAACGACCUCCGACAAAAUCCAGCCAUUACCUGGAUACGCGCCCAGGCCAUUGUUGACAUCCUACCAAAGCCAAAGAUCCAUUCGACUGAAGAAGUUAUUUUAAAGCCUUCAAACACAGAAAUCAACCUGUAUUGUAACUUGACUUUGACAUCAAGUCCCUGCAACGGCAGUUACUGGAUUAAAGACGGAGAAGAGAUUACUGGGACUAGGAACGUUGCCGCAAACAGCACUGAAUACAAGAUUCUCAAACCGAGAACAGAUAAUUCUGGAGAAUAUCAAUGCGUCUUUACAUUUGAAAGUUCUCCUCCAGUCAAUGCCACAAUUGACGUCAAAGCACGACCGGAAAUCACUGGCCACAAGAAAAGUGAGAAUAAGAAUGAGGGGCAAGAUGCUCUUAUAUACUGCAAAUCUAUUGGAUAUCCCUAUCCUACUUGGACCUGGCAUAAGAAGGUGAAUGAUGAAUUUGUGGAGUUGAAUAACGACACUGGGCGGUACAUGAUCACCAAUAAAGACAAUUACACUGAACUGAUUAUUAAGAAUCUACAUAUUGAGAAUGAUCCAGGCGACUACAUGUGCAACGCCACCAAUUUCCUUGGGGAUAGCUAUGCCAGUACACUACUGCGGGUCCGCAGCCACCUGGCACCCCUCUGGCCCUUCCUGGGAGUUGUGGCAGAAAUCAUCAUUCUGGUGGUCAUCAUUGUUGUUUAUGAGAAGCGAAAGAGACCGGAUGAAGUCCCUGACGACGACGAGCCAGUUUCUGGACCAAUGAAAACUAAUUCCACAAAUAAUCAUAAAGAUAAGAACUUGCGCCAGAGGAAUACCAACUAAACCUUGGUCAUCAAGAUUUUGGAAGAAAAUGUCAUUAUCGGAUAGUGGGUUUCAGCCAAGAACACUCGCGUUAUGUUGUCCAAAUGGGGCAGGUUUUAACUUGUUUGUCUCAGCAGGAAUAAGAUGACGGUGUGAAGCAUGUUUUGCCUUAUUCAAUUUCUCCUGAAGAAUGAAGUAUUAAGAAGAUUGCUUUGCGAGUUUUAAUGAUAGGGUGUACUUUGGGUGCUUAAUGUGCUAUUUAUGCUUGGUUUCCCCAUCCCUAAACUCGCCCUCUCUUGCCCUGUGAUUCUAUUCCCCUGCACAAAUCAUGCAUGCAGUGUUUAUUAUUCCUGGUAUGCUCAUUUGUAAUGUUAUUUAAGCAACUCCACAGUGUGAUCUUUCAUUCUCUCCUUAUACAGCUGAUAAAUUAAUGUCACUCAAAUAGUGUUUGUUUGAAUUUGUAUAUAUUGCAGAUUUUAGAGCUGGCUAAAUUGAAACAUAUAUAUUAAAAAAAUCUAAAUAAAUAAAUAUAUAUAUAUAUAUAUCUACAUUUGUCCCAUUCCACUGAUCUGGUAAAGGUUAAUGCUGAACUAUCUAGUUAUUUCACUGCAAUUACGCCUGUUUUUGAUGUCACCUUUUGUGUAUAAGUAUGGCAUGUUUGUGCCCUAGAGUUUAAAGGAAUAACAUGAUUAGUUUCAAUUUUUUUUAAAAUUAUUCAGAAAUCUGCCCUCUUUAGACUCCUUGGAUCAAAUUUUCACGUUAGUUUUCCUUUUUAAAAAAAACCAAAAUGUACAAAUGCAUGAGGUUCCAGAUUUAACUUUUUUGGUUAUAAUUUCAUCUAGUUCAUUGUACAUGUGGACCCACUGUGAUUUAAAAAAUAAAAAACAACAAAAAUGAACAC